This is a messenger RNA of Coregonus sp. 'balchen', 1455 nucleotides long. NCBI's taxonomy places the organism in Eukaryota, Metazoa, Chordata, Actinopteri, Salmoniformes, Salmonidae. The record is from the annotation of a GenBank genome assembly.
AUGAAGUUCCAAGCUCUGUUCUUUCUCCUGCUCCUGGCAUGCAUGUACCUCAGCCUGGCUCAAGGUAGGCACCAUUAACUCUAUUGCACUGUAAAUUCUAUAGACUAAUUAUUAUUAUGACGUUUAUGUUCACUGUAAUUGGUGUAACAGUCUAAAGCCUAUUGUGUGUCUUGAUUUGUUCUUGUAAUUAAGCUAUUGUUGAAAAAUCAACUGUUCAUAUAGCCCACUCCACAUUCUGUACACUAAUGAAUUGUUGCAGAUAGAGUAAUAACCUCUCGCAAUGGAGAGCAUUAUUCUGUAGAAAGUCAGUUUCAUUAUACAAUGUGUUUUUUUAGAAGCCUCCACUGGUCCAUACUUUGUCCAGAAGAGAAAGAUCUGUCGGCUCCAAAUGUUUUUUUACCAGACAAUUUUACACUGACUGAUGUUUGUGUCUGUGAUCCGCUCCUUUCAGAACAUUAUCUCAAAUCACCUAGCACUAGAUUUCACAACCCGUUCAACAGUUAUAUACAUAGCUUAUGCUGCACUAACAGGCAGUUCUCAUAUUUGCAUUAUUAGAAAUUGUGAGUAUGAAUAGUCCUGUUGAUAUGUCUUCUCUUGCACACAUCUGCAAUACAUUUACUCACAAAUGUUUUCUCAGAAAAUGAUCACACUGUACUAUUUCGCAACUUCAACUGCAAAUUUCAAACCAUGCGCAACUGAAAUGUCAGUCAGUGGAGGCUGCUGACGGGAGGACAACUCAUAAUAAUGUCUGGAAUGGAGCGAAUGGAAUGGCAUCAAACCAUGUGUUUGAUGUAUUUGAUACCAUUCCACUUAUUCCACUCCAUCCACUACCACGAACCCAUCCUCCCCAAUUAAGGUGCAACCAACCUCCUGUGAUGUCAGUACAUUAUAAUUUAUUACAUAGAAAUGUAAGCACAAAAGGAGUAUAAUAGUAGCCAUUUCCUUUCCCCCUGGUUGUUGUCAGGCUCUUAUGGGAACUGCUGUUUGAGGCACGUUGCUGGCAUGAAGAAGAACACCAAGAGGAAAGUGAUGAGCUACAGGAUACAGGAAACAGAUGGAGACUGCAACAUCAAGGCCGUUGUGUGAGUGUGUUAGAACACCUCUGCACCUUCUGUCCAUAAGUCCCCACUCCCCAAACAACAACAAAGCUACACAGUCCGUCUGUCAUUGGGACACUGGUAUGGUAGAAAAAUCUUCAAGUUACCUGCAAUGGCUUGUUGACAGAGAAAUGUGGUAUUUUUGUACAUAUUGUGUUUUCCUCUUUUUCUCCUCGUAGAAUGUGAAUCUAAAAAACAAUACUGAGUCUGAUUAUCUAAUGGAAAACACUUUUUCUCCCACCAUGUGUCUCUUAUCUAUAGGUUCAUGCUGAAGAAACGGAAGACUGUUUGUGCCAAUCCCAGCCAGAAGUGGGUACAGCGUCUGAUGACUGUUGUCGUUAAGCAGCAAAGCAACUAG